Molecule: messenger RNA, 2793 nt
Organism: Selaginella moellendorffii
Lineage: Eukaryota; Viridiplantae; Streptophyta; Lycopodiopsida; Selaginellales; Selaginellaceae
Exons: 15
Coding region: 60-1865 (601 amino acids)
Biological process (GO): transmembrane transport
Cellular component (GO): membrane
Molecular function (GO): ATP hydrolysis activity; ATP binding; ABC-type transporter activity
Source: RefSeq, a predicted model, not a curated record
CAUUCUUAAGCUGUGCCGACCUUAAAGAGAGGACGUCCAUUUCUUCCCGGAGAGGCGAAAUGGCGGAAGCGAUGCCGUCGAGGAGGCUGCUAAGGAAGGUCUGGCGCGUCGCCGCGGUGUUCUUCCGGGGAGAUCGCAAGCGCAAGGCCUACUGGCUGCUAUCGAUCGUGCUCCUCCUCUGCGCGAUCUGUGCAGGGGUGAUGGUGUCGAUUUCCUACAUCCAGCGGGAUCUUUCCACGGCGGUGUCAAACAAAGACGUCGCUGGAUUCCACAAGGCUCUCUGGAAAUUUAUCGGUGUUGUUGUGGUGGCCACUCCUCUUCUAGCGUUCUACAAGUAUAGCCAGGAGCUUCUAGCGGUCGAGUGGCGGGUCUGGCUUUCAAAUUUGCUGCUGACAAGCUAUUUCACGAAUAGAGCCUACUUUGACCUCAAGAUGGAAGGCAAAGUCGACAAUCCGGAUCAACGAAUUUGCGAAGAUGUAUCCAACUUUGUUCUCAAUGCGGUCGAUAUCCUCGCAAUUAUUGCCAGCAAGUGUUUGAAUGUCUGCGCGUUUACUGGAGUUUUAUGGUUUAUUGCUCCAGAACUCGUGUAUUUCUUGCUUGCGUAUUCCAUCGUUGGAACAUAUGUCACUGUUCGAUUUUUUGGAGCGAAGAUCAUGCAUCUAAAGUAUCAGAACUUACAAAAAGAAGCUGAUUUUCGUUACUCCAUGGUUCGUGUACGAGAAAACGCUGAAAGUAUCGCUUUUUACAGGGGCGAGGGUCACGAAGUAGCUUCCGUGAAGGCAUUUCUAGCUUCUCUUGUUGGAAACAUGCGAGAACUUAUAGCAUGGGACAGACACCUAUCGUUGUUCAGUAAUGCUUAUGAGUUCUCGAUUUUUAUUGUUCCUUACCUGAUCAUUGCUCCAAAGUUUUUCUCCGGCCAGGUGGAAUUUGGAGUUAUAUCUCAAACUGCCAUGGCCUUCCACAAGAUCUUAACGUCCAUGUCCUUUAUUAUUUUGAAGUUCGAUCGCUUCAGUGGGCUCGCAGCACAAACAGAACGGUUGGACACCUUAUUCAUUGCACUCGGUAUCCAUGACCAGCUGUUUGGAAGCUACAGAAGACAAUCGAGCAAGCGCGCUAUAGAGCUGCACGUCGAAGACGAUACUGAUGGUCAUCCUUUGCUGAACUUAGCGGACAGCCAAGCUCCAAUUUCUGGUUCCAUAACUCGUGAAGAAGGGGAAGGCCUUGUUGUUCGCGGUCUUUCAGUGACGACUCCAAAUCUUCGCACCCAACUUAUCCACAAUCUAUCAUUCGAGCUACUUCCUGGGGAGUCAUUACUGGUUUUGGGGCCUUCAGGCUGUGGAAAAUCCUCGUUCCUCCGAGUGAUAGCAGGCCUAUGGAGCAAAGGCGCCGGUAUCAUCCAGGUGCCUCUACAGAAGACAAUAUUUCUGCCACAGAAGCCUUACAUGCCUCUGGGAACUCUCCGACAACAGCUAUUAUUUCCGGCACUGUCAUCAGAGUACUUUUCGGAUGCAGAACUUUUCAAGGUGCUUGAGGAAGUGAGCCUGGAAGAUCUAAUACAAAGAGUCGGAGGCCUGGACUCAGUGUGUGACUGGUCAGACGUGCUCAGCUCUGGAGAGCAGCAAAGAGUGGCAUUUGCACGGCUGCUUCUACACGAGCCUCAGAUGGCAUUUCUCGACGAGGCAACGAGCGCACUUGACAUGACGAAUGAAUCGAAGCUUUACGCACUGCUCCAACGCAAGAUCAAAUCGUAUGUUUCGGUGGGGCACAGGAUUUCAUUAAUUAAGUAUCACUCCAGAGUUUUGGAGUUCAAAGGCAGCUCCGGCUGGAAGCUAUACACUCAAAAAGAAUUCCAAGUACACAUAUAGGGAAAACAAUCAACAAGAACAGUCUCUAAGAACAUAUGCCCAUCAAGUCAAGGAACGCAAGUGUUCGGGGGAGUCAUCUGCAGCUGCGAGCUAUACUUGAAAAUCGUAUCCUUGAUUUUCGACACAGAUGCAAGAUCCUGGUUCAGAGCUGCUGCUAAUGCUCGCGCGGGGACAUUAAACAGCGCUCCUCCACUCGUCUGUGUUCCAGGAUUCUGUGAGUUCAAAGCCGAGAUGUAAAACGCUUGUUCUGUUCCGACAUUGACCUCGAAGUGGAGCAUUCCUCGAGGGAAGAUCGUAACAUCUCCAGGAUGCAACACGUUGAUAUGAGGUUUCCCUGCAGUCGAAAAACUCCGUUCGAUCACUCGAAUCGCCCCUCAACAACGUCUUACCUUCAGUGUCUACAAAACCAACUUGGAGCGGCCCUCCAGACACCAUGGGAGUCAUGUUGAAGUGGACAUAAGUGAGUCCCUGGGAGCUGCAAGGAGUUUAGGAGCCGGGAAGAUCUUGGUCGAGAGCCCUGCUCGAACUCCGCCGGGUCCAUUGGAGACGUCGCCAUUUUUAAAGACAUCACGAACCACGAACUUGGACGAGUCCGGCGAUUGCUGCUGCUGCGGCUUGGGGUAGUGAUACGGGAAGUUAUUCUCUGCGGUGGACGACGCAAAAUCGGUGAGUGGAUCCGGAUCGGCAGCUCCCGCAAAGCUCGCGAGAGUGACGAGAAGAAUCAUCAUCGACAUGACGAAGGCUCUUACUUCAGCCAUGGAGAGAGGGAGGGAGUGAUGGAAGCAAAGAAGGAAUUUAACUGGAGUCAUGGAGCUAAGACAAUGGUGGAGUAUAUAAAUGGUUUUGUGGAUGAGAGGAUCAAUCGUUUUCUCAGUCCAGCCCAGACACCACUCUAGUGUUUGUUUGAUGCGAAAAAUCCAAUUAUGCU